Molecule: messenger RNA, 216 nt
Organism: Sphaeroforma arctica JP610
Lineage: Eukaryota; Ichthyosporea; Ichthyophonida
Exons: 2
Source: RefSeq, a predicted model, not a curated record
ACUCGCCUGAGUUCAUGUCCACGACGUCUGGACUUGGGCCGUCGCUACAGAACAUUUCAUUGGUGGGGUUUCUCGAGGCUGUUGCUGAGCAUAUCUACCACGAAGGCAUGGCCAACCAAAUGCAUCCCCCUGCACCGGAUGUGCUGCAACGGCAACUGGAGACUCACAUAAUGCCACAGAUUUACGAGGACGCUUGGAACUGCGUUCUGCAGCGUG